Magallana angulata is the source of this 7572-nucleotide messenger RNA. Its product is annotated as tyrosine-protein phosphatase non-receptor type 4-like. Gene Ontology annotation, cellular component: cytoplasmic side of plasma membrane; cytoplasm; cytoskeleton. Bases 1739 to 4912 code for a protein of 1057 amino acids. Gene Ontology annotation, biological process: protein dephosphorylation. The record is from RefSeq and is a predicted model, not a curated record. NCBI's taxonomy places the organism in Eukaryota, Metazoa, Mollusca, Bivalvia, Ostreida, Ostreidae. The transcript is spliced from 12 exons. Gene Ontology annotation, molecular function: protein tyrosine phosphatase activity; cytoskeletal protein binding.
CCGAAAACUUGAUUUCACCUGAAGCAUGAGUCACGCUUUCUUUGCUGGGUAUUAAAAGACAAACUUCCCUAUGAUAUUUCUCAUUGCAAAACUGCACGGCUAAAAUGGAAUGUAAGGUGGCAGUGUUAAACAAAUACAGAAACUUGUACAAAUCAAUGAGGGAGAGGAAAAGACGAUCAAGUCUCAAAAACAGGUUUUAUUGCUUCCUAAUCUAAAUCAUUAGGAAACCAAAUUAUCAUUACAUAGAAGAAGGACUUUGUCUAAUUGUCAUAUGGUUUUGGCUUUUAGUGGUUUUCUGUUUUUUAGAUGGGUGAAGAAUAUUUAAAUCAACUUUACGUCACAGAUUAGGUGUUUUUUAAAAAGUGUGAGGCGAAUUCCAUUGUGCUAUGUGAACUCAGAAGUGAUUAAUCAGGAUUUAUAACUCAAAGUUUUUCCCAAAAGAAACGGAAAGGAAAUAUACAUCCGUAAUGUUUAACUCUGAAAUUUGUUUUCCUUCUCGGUGAAAAGAUUGUGUGCUUUUUUCCCUUCUUUCAAACCUGUACAAUAACUGCCCAUUAAGUACUCCUGAUGCUUUCAUUAAAACACCCGCUAAUUUCAUAUACAGUUCACCUCCUUGGUUUUUUUUUUUUUUACCUGUGCCGCAAAAUGUCUGGCAAAAGAAUUUGUCAUUAAUUUUUCUUUCAACACCAUGUCAUAUUUCAUACGCAUGACGGUCUGCUGUGGAAUUUUAACUGUAGCGUAGCAUUCAACGAUCCCGGUACAUAGUCUGCCGAGUUGCACCUUAAUAGAGAUAGAGACGAAUACCAACCUCAUACCAACCCCAAAAGAGAACUUUUUUCGUGGCUUUUUUUAUCCACCCAGAAAACAGGAUCUCAGUGUCUCGAGAGGAAUGUGUGUACAUGUUUGUGUAUUUAGUUCGAUUUUUUUUUCCUUCCACACCUGAGAUUCAAAUUUUUUUUUUUCGUGUGGACUUAACUGACAUGGAAUUUACUUAAAAGGAGUUAGAGGUGUUUUAUUAUAUGACAAGGUUCUGUCAACAAAGGAACUAGAUUCAUGGCUUCAACCUGUGUACAACUGUGUAUUCAUUAAUUUUUUUUCCAUUUACUGAGUGAAAAAAAGAUAAAUUUCUUUUGAUUUUUCCUUUUUUUCCCUCCCAAUAUUCUACCUGGGAAAUAUGCAGAUCUCUAUUCAUAUUCAUAACAACCAGUGGAAGGAUUAUUCACACUCGUAGAUUAAUGGAGGAAUUUUUUUCUUCGGAAUUCAUUUUGUGAUUUGAUAUAGAUUAUCAUUCAGAGAUUUUUUUCGUGUGUUGAUUAGCAUGGUGGUGGAUUAAACCGGUGUGUGUUUUUUCACAGAAUCCUUUCCCUGUAAAACUUCCACACUCUAAGAGUGGUUUUCUUGAGUUUCGCCGGUAUUAUGGAGAAUAGGCAGAAAGUUUGGUCACACUUCAUGGAGCAGGUUUUAUGGAAAUGAGAUCAAGUUUUAAAAGAUGACAAAAAUUCAUACUGCAUUUAAGAGCUCAGACUGAAUAAUAAAUGAUUUCUAUUUUCAGUAGGAAUUUCGUUAGUAAUGCAGUGCGAUAUGGUGCAAUCUGACUGUGAUUAGGCUCUGGUCGUGUCAUCAGUGUACUUUCUUUUCAUUUGAUUUACAAGUUUUAAGGAAACAUCUCUUUCAUUAUUUUUUCCUAACAAUCCAAUUAUAAUUUAUCGGUGGGAAUUUCUUAUGCAGUCUAACUGCAAUGGUCGUUUGCAUGGCUGCCCCUGUUUCGCCUCGAUUUCGGAGAAAUAGGGAGAAGCCAGCCGUGAAGACGGUGGAAGCUCACGGUAAAAUUCGUCGUCGUAGGGUCUCAAGAAGCGAAAGUCUAGAAUCUCGACCAACCAAAAAAAUCUCACCCGAGCUGGCUCUGGCAGUUAAGCAUGAUCUCAUCGCUGGUCAUCACGAGCUGCCGCUAGAGGAGAGGAUUAAAGCAAUUGUGAUUGGAAAUAGUCGGGCAAUUCCUGGACGUCUUGCAGAAAAGGACAUGAAGAACUUGUGUUCAUCUGUGGAAAUCCAGGACUGGAUUUGUAAAUCCUUCGUGGAGAAAAACUUGGUUAAGGGAGAUAAAUCAGCAAAGGGAGGGAAUUGUGACUCAGGAGAAUCCUCUGAGGAUAAUCCAUCUCGGAGAGCAAAUCAGAAUCCUCAAAUGACACAGAGUGAUGUUGACUGUAAGAGACAAAGUAGUCAGUCGCAGUAUGAUCACAGAUUAAGUACACUCGUACCUAGAAGUAGAAGUGUUCAUAUAUGUAAAGGUGAUCAAUCUAGUCAGGAUAAAACCAUUGCUCAAACCCAUGCCAGUUCUUGCCAAAGAAAUACAACAGAACCCAGUGGACUCAACAGUAACACCAGUGAUAAAGGUGUCACAAUGAAACAGAAACCAAAAAAGAGUGAGAGUGUUCAAGAGGUUGGAAGCUCCAAUAUAACGGAUGCCGAAAAACUCAUGUAUAAACUAAGAUCGUCGAGCAUUGUCAGACACAAGAGCCUGUACAGCCCCUCAUGUAACGUCACCAUGUUGCUGCCUCAUCCCCAAUCCGAGAGGGGACGGUCCGACGACUUUCUAGUGCGAUCCCCUCGGAGCAAGUCAGAAUCUCGAACUUUGUGCCGAAACUUGCAGUCUUCCAAUUCCAAUUUGGCGGAGGACUGGAGAGAGAAUGCAGGAUAUCAAUCAACCAGGGAGAUGUCUAAAACAUCUACCAUGGCAGACACCAGAGAGGCAAGUGUCUCCGAAAAACCCAAAUCCCCACGCUCAAGUAGAAUAGUCAGGAAAGGUUCCAGUCUUAGCAGAAAUAGAACAGAUCUUUUUCGAGCUGCCAAGGAGCAUCCAGGCAGCAUUUCAAGGUUAAAAGAGAAGUUUGCCAAGUUAUCUGCUGCUGCCUCCCAGCGGAAGUUGAGCAAUAAACUUUCAGUCACCAGAAGGAAGAAAAAAGAUAUUGCGGAACCUUCCUCCAAAACGACCUUAGAUAAAGGCUUUGAACAAUCUGUAUUACAAAGUGCCAAAGAAUUACAAUCCUAUAGAGUAGAAGAAAGUCCAAGUGACUCUAAAAGUUAUUACUCUAAGAUUCCAAAUGAUCUGAAGCCAAAUCAUUCCCGGUCAUCUAGCGGUAUAGAACAAAAUCAUUCCAGGAAUUCUAGCGGAAUAGAGCAAAAUCAUUCUCGUAAUUCUAGUAGUAUAGAACAACAUCAUUCUCGUACUUCUAGCGGAAUAGAGCAAAAUCAUUCUCGUAAUUCUAGUGGAGUAGAAAAAAAUCAUUCACGAACAUCUAGUGGAGUCGAACACCAUCAUUCACAAUGCUCAAGCAGAAUUAACUACAAUCAUUCAAGUAUGCCAAGCGACUAUGACUAUUAUUUAAGAACUCCCAGUAGAGGAGAAAAACAAAGUGCCAAAGAUAUUCAGCCCGCGCCAUACAGAGGGGCCGAGAGUCAAAGGGACGAUAAACCUAGCCAUUCCAGAACCCCGAGUAAAGAGGAGAAAGUUAGCGGCGAAGCACGCAGGAAAACUAGUCAGACUUCCACAGAGUCGGGGUCAGGAGGUCAUCUGAUCCUCAGACAGUGUCUAAUUGGAACCAACCUGGCCUUCGGAUUGGUCCAACUAAACACAGGACCUAACGGCAAUAGUCACACUGAUGGACAUGGUCUGGUUACCAUCCGGAUGAGGCCGGACGACCAGGGCCGAUUCGGAUUUAAUGUCAAGGGUGGUGCUGACCAGGGGAUGCCCAUCAUUGUGUCCAGGGUGGCCCCGGGAACGCCGGCCGACAUUGCCAUACCCCGCCUCAAUGAGGGAGACCAAGUGCUAUUUAUAAAUGGACGGGAUGUUUCUCAGCAUACACACGAACAGGUGGUGAUGUUUAUCCGGGCGUCUCGAGAAACCCACUCAGGAGAAUUAGUGCUCAUAGUUAGACCAAAUGUGUAUGUGGGUGAGGAGGCCCAAGAGGAGCCCAAUCUAGAGUAUUUACCGGACAACUACCAGAUCAUCGCCCCACAGGGCACGGGGACGAACGCGCUGGAGGCCUCGCUCAUGUUACUCCAGGAGAGUCUCGACAGUGGAGCGGCCCUGGCCCAGUUUGAGCAACUGUACAGGAAAAAGCCAGGCAUGACGAUGAACGCGGCUCGACUCGAUGACAACAUCGCCAAAAAUCGCUAUCGAGACAUCUCACCAUACGACCAGACCAGAGUUAUCUUAAAAGAACAAAAUACGUCAGGGGGCGAUUACAUCAACGCUAAUUAUGUCAAUAUGGAAAUCCCGGGCAGUGGAAUUGUCAAUCGGUACAUUGCCGCCCAGGGACCGCUCCCCAAAACCUGCACGGACUUCUGGCAGAUGGUGUGGGAGCAGCAUUCUUCUCUGGUUGUCAUGUUAACCACAAAGGUCGAGAAAGGUCGGGUCAAAUGUCACCAGUACUGGCCAGAAAUGUAUGAAACAAUGGAUUACGGACUAUUACAAAUUACGUGUGUGAAAGAAGAGGAAACGCCUUCAUUCGCAUUUAGGGAAUUUAAUUUAACACAUGUAGAGACCAGCGAGGAGCGACACAUAUCACACAUGCAGUACAUCGCCUGGCCUGACCACAACGUCCCAGACGAUCCGGCUGACUUCCUGGAAUUUGUUCUCAAGGUCCGGCAGCGCCGCAUGGGUAUGGUGGAGCCCACGAUAGUCCAUUGUAGUGCGGGGAUAGGAAGAACCGGAGUAUUAAUUACCAUGGAGACAGCGAUGUGUCUAAUCGAGGCCAACCAGCCGGUCUAUCCUCUGUCAAUAGUACGGCAGAUGAGAGAUCAGCGAGCCAUGCUUAUACAGACCGCAACUCAGUAUAAAUUUGUGUGUGAAGCCAUCCUGAAGGUUUUUAGUGAAGAACUCGUGAAACCUUUAGAAGACUAUUCCAGGUGAAAUAUGGAAAUGGAUUUAUUUAUUUCUCAAAACCAGAAAACAACUUUAUCCAGUACUCAACAGUGAAAAUGGAUUAGUCCCACAGCAAUCCAAGAGACUUAUUGGAAAGAAAUCCACAAUCAGUUUGGGGCUCUCUGUUUUCAACAAUGUUGAGAAAGAUGGAGAGAAUUUAAAAAAAUCCAUUUUUAUCUUCCAAACCUAAGUGACUUGAAGAAAUUCAUGUGGAUGAUCCGGCUUAAAAUCCAUGUGGAUAAUCCAUUGGGAUGAUCUGGAGUCCAUGUGGAUAAUCUUGAUCUUGAGCUAUGAGAGUGAAGACAGGUUGUUCCGUGUGGAGUUGGCUGGAUGUGGAGAUGUUACACGUUUGUGAUGCAUGGCUGUGUUAGGUGGAGCGGUGGAGGGCAAGUGGAGAAGUGGAGACUGACACUGCUCUAUGUGCGUUUGUUGCUUCCUCCACUUGCCCCAGUUUUCUUUUUAGUUCUGAACGGAGAGAGAAAAUUACAAGAAAAAGACAGGGACUUUUUCAACUCUCUUCUCAGAGAAAAGAGAUCUUUAUAAAGAUUGCAUAUCUUGUGUAAAUGUUAAAUUAUUGCAUUAUUUCUAUGUCAGUGUUAAAUCCAGCAGUUUUGCCUAAGCAUUUUCAAGUAUUUUUUUCUCCUUUGUUGUUGAAUGAGCGAUACUGAAUUAUAACAUUUGUCAGUUGGUACAUUUGUCUUGUAAUGUUUGCUUAUGGCUUAGGUAAUUACUUAGGUAAUUAAUUUUUUGUUUUUAAAUAUGUUAAUUCUCAGAACAGACAUGACUGAAUGGAAAGCAAUUUUUUUUUUUUGAAUGGUUGCGACAAUAUUCUUGUUGUUUUUAUUUUAUUUUUAAUAUGUUAAAAUGGUUGUAUUAAUUUGAACCUUCCUUUUAUCCUUCAAAUCUUCUGUGAAAACUUUUUAAUAUUUUAAUAGGAGAAAUUCCUUUUAUCUAAAUUUAUCUGUGUUUUUUGCGAAAUAAUAUGGAAAUAAGAAAGUCAAAUUUCAUUUUCAUUAAAACAAUUAUAUUCAUACCAAAUACAUGAUAGAUGCAGAAGCAAUACAUUGACCUUUUUUGCAAUAAAUUUCCUCCACAUUAGUGUCUAAUAAAGAAGUUUUCAAACUAUAAAACCCUGAUUUUCCAAAAUACUACCUCAUAUAGAAAACAGUACACCCUGACUUACUGAGUUAUUGCCCCUGGUUGCUGCCUUAUGUAUUACUAUAAUGGAGUCUUGUGGAUUCUUAACGUCAAACAAAAUUCUAAUAAAUGACUAAUUCUAGCUUAAAUGAUGUUUAUAAUACUUCAUUGACAAUCAUUUCUUUGGGGAGGGGGAGGGGGGAAUUUAUGUUAAUAUUCAUUUUAUUGUGAAAAUGCCUGAAAUUGUGAACGUGUUUUCUCUCUUUUAUUCUGCUGAUUUGGGUUGUUACCAUGGUUACAGUAAAAUGAUGUUGUAAUUUUUUAUUUUUAUUUGAGAGAAGGAGUGCCCUUAUUAUGUAGUAUUUAUCAGUUUUAAAAAUUUUCUUUUUGUUUAUUUUACAUUCCACAGAACGAUGUGAUUCUAUUAAUAUCCUUUAAUUUGUUAAUUUAUUUUUAUCAUUAUUAUAUUGUAUUUUUUAUGUUGUAACUAAUAUGCAGUGAAAGAGAUUGAAUUUACAAAAAAAGAAAUCAAAGUUAAUACACCAGAGAUAUUGUAACACAACGUUAAAGGUUGCACAUCUUUUGGAAGACCCGCUGUUAUAAUUUUAUAUGUGGUUUUGUAAUAUUUUCUCAGACAUUCGAGUUUUGUAUUUGGAGAACAUUUCGUAUAUAUCUUUCGAACUUGAUAAGUGAUAAUCUGCGUAAAACAACGUAUUAUGAAAGAUCAAGACUAUUCAAAGUUUUCUCCCUUUGCAUUUGGAAAGUCUGCCUUAAUCACAUUACCAGCACUUAAUCUUUGUCAACAACUGUGAUUAUUAUUUCAACACGUGGAUAUAAAUGUUUGUAGCAGAAACGAAUGAAAGCAUCUCCAUGGAAAAAAAACUUAUGUGCUUAACAUAAUCUGGGUUGUGUUCCUAUUUGGAAAAUUUAUUCUUGAUGUUUCAAAAAGCGAAUAUUAUCACAUUAUGUUAAGUUAUUCAUCCAUAUUAUUUUUUCGGAUUUUGAUAUAUGUAUGUUUUAUUGGGAAUUGCAAUACUGAAGAAAACUAACCAAAUAGCCACAUGAACUGAUCAGUAUUUUAGAGGUGUAGAUAUCAUCUUCCAAAGACCACAGAAUAUCACUUAUUUAAUAAGCAACACACAUGUAUUCCAUUUGGACAAUUCAGAUACGUUUCUACCUAUAAUGAAUAUAUUCACACAGCACACAUUAACUAUAAAGGCUGCAGGAAUCUAGUUAUUACAAAGGAUUUUUUUUUUCUCACAGAAUUUUUUUUCUUUCUAAAAAUCUUCCAAGAUUUCAUUCAGAAGGACUGAUUGUGUGUGUCAGUUUGUGUGUAUGUGUGCGAGUGUGUAUGUUUCGAAAGAUGAGCUGGUACGAUGUUGACCAGACUUCUUUCCAUAUUUGCAUGAUUUAAUGCUAUUGUGUAUAUAAAUGUCUACCAUUGUCCAGAGAGAAACAUGUAUUACAUAAAAGAUUUUCUGGGCAAUACAUAAUAAAAAGUCCUUUUCUAA